GCUUUGACAGUUGUGACAUCGAGAGGUUAGUUUUAUUGUGACAGAAUUGUGUGAGAGCUGUUACAGAGAGGAAGUCUAUAUUUGUGUUCUGUAAAAUGUCUGUGAGGCCAGAGGACCAUAGGCGAAAAUGGGACAGGGAAGAAUAUGAAAGGCUUGCAGAGGAAAGAAGAAAAGGGGACAAGGAGGAGGAAGACGACCAAAAAAUAAAGGGUCCACCUGUUAAGAGAGAACUUCUCAAAACUAGGGACUACAAAGUAGAUUUGGACUCCAAACUAGGCAAGAGCAUUGUGAUAAACAAAAACACGCCGACGUCUCAAUCAGGAGGAUAUUAUUGUAAUGUAUGUGAUUGUGUGGUUAAAGACUCAAUAAACUUCUUGGACCAUAUUAAUGGAAAAAAGCAUCAACGGAAUUUGGGAAUGUCGAUGAAAAUAGAAAGAAGCAGCUUAGAUUCGGUGAAAAAGCGUUUCGAAAUGAAUAAAAAAAAAAUUGAAGAAAAGAGGAAAGACUACGAUAUGGCAGCAAGAAUGCAAGAAAUUGCUGAGGAAGAAGAAAAACUGAAAGAGUAUAGAAGAGAGAAGAGGAGGGAGAAAAGAAAAGCUGAAGAAAUGGAAGAAGACAAUCAGGUUCCAGAUGAGUUGAUUAGUAUGAUGGGAUUUUCAGGAUUUGGUUCGUCUAAGAAGAAGUAAACAAAGUGUUAGCUAGAAUUCUAAGGAUUGAAUUGCGUUAUCUAAAUAUUCCAAACACCAAACUGGAGUGUAAAUAUUCAUUUUUAUUCAAUUCGAGGUUUGUAUAACCAAAUCAUAUUGAUGAUUAUUUUUGUAAAUACUGGGAUUAUCAGUAGAGACUUUUUUGAAGCAAGAUGAUGGGCAAAAGAUUGAUCCCCUUUCUUUCCCUGCAAAACACAGUAUCUUUAGUUGAUAUGUACAUAGUAUAAAUGAAGAUUUAUGUAAUAAUCUUUCGAAGUUAGAUCCUAAUUUUGUUAAUUUAUGAUUUAUAAUAAAUUCAAAACAAUACAAA
Molecule: messenger RNA, 1017 nt
Organism: Coccinella septempunctata (seven-spotted ladybird)
Lineage: Eukaryota; Metazoa; Arthropoda; Insecta; Coleoptera; Coccinellidae
Product: zinc finger matrin-type protein 2
Exons: 1
Coding region: 96-686 (196 amino acids)
Biological process (GO): mRNA splicing, via spliceosome
Cellular component (GO): spliceosomal complex; U4/U6 x U5 tri-snRNP complex
Molecular function (GO): nucleic acid binding; zinc ion binding
Source: RefSeq, a predicted model, not a curated record